UUUGAAGAGCAUCGACCUCUCUUACCACGUCCUACUUAUCAGCUUCCUUCACCAGCACAAUUGAAUUCGCAGUUGCAGUACCAACAGCAAUACGAACAACAUCAUCCGCACCAUACACAGUUUGAUUAUAUCAAACAGAGUCGAUAUCAUCAAAACAACAUGCCUCUCGUUGAACGACUUCCACCUCAGCGAAGGUUUACUGGUGGUCAAGAUUAUGCAACUCAAAAUGGACAGGCAAGACAGAUUGGCCAGAAUGAAAAACCACCACAGUUUUGCAGUAUACCAUCUUCAGCAACAGUAAAAGCUGGUGAUUCGAUCACAUUUGCAGCUAAAACAGUCGGUCAACCGGUACCAAAUCUUAAUUGGUAUCACUCUGAUGGCAGUCAUAUUACAACCGGUGGACGCUAUGUGGUUGAGGUGCUAAAUGAUGGUUCCACAAAAUUGACCAUUAAUAAAUGUACAGCUGAAGAUAAUGAUACUUACUUAUGCGUUGCGGAAAAUGAAGGUGGUGCCGUACAAAUACGCUGCUCGCUUAAUGUUCUUGAGCAAAAAUCCGGUGGUGCACCUCAAUUUGCUAGUAAAUUUCAAUCAGUGACAAUUUAUGAAGGCGAUUCUUUAACACUUUACUGUAAAGCUGUAGGUGGAAAAAUUCGAAUGAAUUGGUCCAAAGAUGGUACACCGCUAAAAAGUGGUGGCUCAUUUAAAAUAGAAGAUAAGGGAAACGGUGAGACAACCCUGCAGAUUCUUAGCGCUAAAAUGGCUGAUGGUGGUUGGUAUCAAUGUGAUGCAACGAAUGAAUCCGGAAUAUCCUCUUUGAAGGGACGUAUAGUUGUUCAAACUCGCCAAAAAUUAGAAACAACGAAUAGAGAUCAAAUUACAUUAAGAAAAGUUGACCGUCGCAUGGCUAGGUAUGGUGGUGGUAAAAUGGAAGUGGAUGCUGACGAGAUACGAGAAGCUUCCAAGCAACCGCCAAAAUUUUUGGAUACAAUUAAGAAUUUAAGUUUAAUUGAGGGUCAAACUGCUUUGCUCAGCUGUAAAUAUUCACCACCAGAUGAUCCGAAUUUAAAAAUAGCCUGGCUACUAAAUGGAAAGGCUGUAAUGACAAGUUCACGUUUGUCAACAGUAGCCGAAAAAGGUUAUGCUGCUUUGGAAAUUAACCCGGUUAAAAUGUUCGACAAAGGUGAAUAUACGAUAGUGGCUGUAAACACGCUUGGUGAAGCGCGACAAUCUGCAACUGUUAAUGUCAUAGGACAUCGUAGUGCCUUAGCAGAUACCUCUAAUGUUACUCUUUAUGAUCGAUCUCAAGCUGGCAAAACAACUACAAAAAUUGCCGAAAUGCCAAAUUUCCAUGCAGAAUUACGGUCAAUGGAAGUUUUUGAUGGUCAGGAUGUCCAUUUAGAAGCAAAAUUUUCACCAGCAGAUGAUCCGAAUGUAAAAAUUUUGUGGUUUUUCAAUGGAAAACCAUUAAAGCAAAGCGAUAAUAUAAAAAUGUCUGCUGGUUUGGGACUGAUUACAUUAGAUAUUUUGGGCAUUUCACCAGCAGAAGCUGGCAAUUACACAUGUCAGCUAAUAAAUGAAGUCGGUGUUAUGGAAUCAACAGCUGUUGUACUUGUUCAACCUCGUGUAAAAGAUUUCGAACAAAGGAAUAUAAUGGAUGUGGAAGAUGCACGUGAACUUCGAUACGAAGUUGAUUCUUCAGCUCAUGCACCUGUCUUCCUUACAAAUCUAUCAAAUUGUCACUGCAAUCAAGAGCUUGGAAGUUCAUAUUUUGAAGCACGCAUUGCACCCGUAAAUGAUCCUACACUGAAAGUAAUUUGGCUAAAAGAUGGACAACCACUGCCGAAUGCUAAUAGAAUACAAACGUUCAACAAUUUUGGGUGCGUAUCCCUAACACUGAAUCCAACAUAUCCGGAAGAUGAAGGUACCUAUAUUUGCGUCCUAAAAAAUUUGCAUGGUCAAGCACAAAGUGCAGCACAACUCACUACAGUGCACACCACCAGUUUACAGCUUGAAUCUAAACAUCAGCAAUCAUUAGCACAAAUUGGAUAUCUUGAGGGAUAUCAGGUAUAAAGUCGUAUUGAAGUAAACGAGAAUGAUCCAGUGCAUUUCGAAGCACGAAUUCAACCAGCAAACGAUGUAAAAAUGGUUGUUGAAUGGUAUCAUAAUGGUGCACCUUUACCAGCAGCUCAUAGGCUGAAGCCAAUGUUCGAUUUCGGUUAUGUCGCUUUGGAUAUUCUCUAUGCAUUCCCCGAAGAUUCUGGAAUCUAUACAUUGAUUGCCAGGAAUGAGUUAGGUGAAGUGCAAUCAAAUCUCGAACUGAUCGUCAACUCGGAGAAAUCUCUCUACCUGGAUGCUCAUCAUCCGGAAGGACUGGAUCGAAUUCAGGAGUUGGAACAAAGUCGCAUUCGUCCACUGGAACAUCCAGCUGAUCGUGAAUGUGAUCAUGAGCCACGAUUCAUCGGAGAUUUGCAUGAUUUGGAGUUGAAUGAAAAUGAGAACAUUCACUUUGCUUUGAAGUUGGAACCAAUGAAUGAUCCUACGAUGAAAGUAGAAUGGUACGUUGACGGACGUCCACUUUUGGCCAGUUCUCGUGUCCGAACUCAAUAUGAAUUUGGUUUCUUGAUAGCUGACAUUCGUGGUGUUAUUCCGGAGGAUUCUGGAAUUUAUACCAUAAGAGCAACAAAUGCACUUGGUGAAGGAACAAGGGAAUGCCGAGUAACUGUAAAACCGCAUGCAACUAUACUUUCUGAGACGCAACAUCAAGAAAGUUUGGGUAAAAUUCAUCAAAUCGAAAACUUGAACAAGUAUGGCCGGCAGGAGGUGGAAGAUAAAGGCCCACAGGGACCGCCAUGUUUUAUAAAGCCAUUGCCUGGUGAUAUUGGUGAAGUAGAAGAAGGGGAACCGCUCCAUCUCGAAUGUCAAAUAACACCAGUAAAUGAUAAUACAUUGUCUAUCAACUGGCUAAAAGAUGGAAAGCCAAUUCCGACAGGACAUAGAUUCCGUACCUUCCAUGAUUUUGGUUUUGUUUCGUUGGAUAUUUUGGAUGUGUAUGCUGAAGAUUCUGGAACAUAUACGUGUGUUGCAAAAAAUGCACUUGGACAAGCAGAUUCAUCAAUUACUUUCACUUGCAAGGACAAAGAACGUAUUCUUGGCCAAACACAGCAUCCAAGCAGUGUUGCCAAAAUCCAACAAAUUGAAGCACCUAAACCAGCUCCAGAAGAAAUUCCGGACGCAAUAAAAGAAGCACCAAAAUUCAUCAAACAUAUUGGUAUCGGUGAAAUGAUGUACGUUACUGAAGGUGACAACGUUUAUCUUGGAGCGCAAAUCACUCCUGUAGAUGAUAAUUCAUUAACGUAUGAAUGGCUUUUAAAUGGCAGACCGCUGAUGAAAGCUCACCGUUUUGUGCUUAUUCAUGAUUUUGGAUUUAUUGCACUCAAUAUUUUAUAUAUGUAUCCGGAGGAUAGUGGUACUUAUACUCUGAUUGUAAAAAAUGCAGCUGGCGAAGCAAAAUCUGUUGCUGAUAUUGAUUGUAAAGCUAAAGGAAGCAUGAUAACGGAAUCCUUUCAUCCUAACUCAGUACAACGUAUUCGCGAACUGGAAAUGCCGUUGCAGUUACCGGAUGAGCGUCCGGAAGCGCCACGAAUGGCACCGAAAAUUGUACGAGCUCUGCCAACACAACUGGAUAAUGUGCAUGAAAGUCAAACACUUCAUUUAGAAGCGCAAAUUUUACCUGUUGAUGAUAAUCAACUUAAAGUUGAAUGGCUUCAUAAUGGACAUCCUUUAAAAGCUGGUAGUCGAUACCGCCUGAUGAAUGACUUUGGUUUCGUAUCUUUGGAUAUUGAUUAUGUCAUCGCUGAAGAUGCCGGAGUGUACACAUUGCUUGUCACAAAUCCUGAAGGUCGCGCCGAAACGAGCACAGAAUUUGAUGUAGAACGAUUGAAAAAUAUUUAUAUGGAUACCGAACAUCCGGAAAGCUUACGACGAAUUCAAGAAAUUGAAGCAGUACAACCAGCAAAGCCAUCUGAAGAAGAAUUAAUACCUGAAAAGCCAUCUUUCACUCAACCAUUGAACGGUCCUAAAGAAGUCCUUAGAGAAGGACAAUCAGUACAUAUGGAUUGUAUGGUGCAGCCAAUUAAUGAUCCUAAUUUGAAGAUUGAAUGGUUCCUGAAUGGUUAUCCGAUUAUGUUCGGAUCGCGUAUUCGAACUAUGCAUGAUUUUGGUUACGUAGGCCUUGAAUUCUUGCAUAUUCAUCCGGAAGAUUCGGGUACUUAUACAUGCAAAGCUAGCAAUGCAGCUGGUGAAGCAACUACCGAAUUCUUUAUUGAAUGUAAACCACGAAGAAAUAUCUAUCUUGAUACUCAACAUGCAGAAUCAUGGGCAAAAAUACAAGAGAUCGAGAAUUACCAACCACCACGUGAACCAUCACCUGAACUUUCUUUUCCACCACCAACUUUCACUGUACCAUUACAAAAUUUCGAUGGUAUCGUUGAUGGUGAAAGUGUUCGAUUAGAAUGUAGGCUGCAACCAAUUAAUGAUCCGACAUUAAAAGUAUAUUGGACCAAAAAUGGAUUACCGUUACCAGAAGGCAGUCGUUUUAUGCCGGCGCGUAAUUUGGAUUAUGUAACGUUGGAUUUGCUGGCUGUGUACGGUGAAGAUUCCGGAAUGUAUUCAUGCCGAGCAGUUAGUGAAUUUGGUGAAGCAACAACUUCAUGUACUGUUACGUGCCAACCAACGGAAUCGCUACUUUUGGACACUCAACAUCAGGAAUCUUGGAAUAGAAUUCAAGAUAUAGAAAAUCGUCAACCGCAAGAACCAAUUUACUUUGAACCAGAAAAAAUAUCACCACGAUUUGUGGUAGCUCUACCCACGCAAAUUGGUGAAUUCAAUGAGGGUGAACCCAUUCAUUUGGAAGGACAGAUAGAACCUUCGAAUGAUAAUGAACUCAUAGUAGAGUGGUAUCAAAAUGGACAACCGCUUGCAAAUGGUCAUCGCUUCCGGAAAACACAUGAUUUUGGAUAUGUUUCAUUGGAUAUACUCUAUGCUUUUCCUGAAGAUAGUGGAGAAUGGACAUGUGUAGCAAGUAAUAGUUUAGGUGACGCUCAGUCAACAGCAACAUUCAAAAUUAUCGGCAAAGAAAUAAUCAAUAGUGAAAGCCAGCAUCCAGAAAGUUUACGAAGAAUUCGAGAAAUCGAAGCACCAAAAGAAGUAGCACCAGAAGCACCAGAAUUAAAACCUCUAGCACCAAAGUUUGUGCAACCGCUAGGAACUAUCGAAAGAAUCGAAGGCCAGCCUGCACAUUUUGAAACGAGGGUAACACCAAUCAAUGAUCCAAAGAUGAGAAUACAAUGGUUCAAAGAUGGCGCUCCUCUGUUAAACAGUAAUCGAUUCCAUCACACAUCUGAUUUCGGAUUCAUCGGAUUGGAUAUUUCAUACACUGUUCCGGAAGAUGCUGGUGUAUAUACGGUUGUAGCAGCAAAUGAACAAGGACAGGAUCAGGCAGAGGGACACCUCUCCGUUGAAACCAGAUCAGCUAUUGUUGGCGAUACACAACACGAGAGUAGCUGGCAAAAGAUUCAAGUAUUGGAGCAACCAAAAAAGAGGCCUGAAGAGGCAUUAGAAUCUAGCCAUGGGCCACCUCAUUUCAUCCGACAAUUAAACUCUAAUGAAAAUCUUAUCGAAGGGCAGCCAGCACACUUCGAAGCGCAAUAUGAACCAAUCAAUGAUCCACAGCUGGCAAUUCUGUGGUUUCAUAAUGGACGUCCAUUAGCUGCUGGUAGUCGUAUUUCAAUGAGAAAUGAAUUUGGUUUGGUAACGCUCGACAUACAUUACGUUUUACCGGAAGAUAUUGGUGAAUUCCGUUGUCUGGCAAGGAAUGCAGUGGGUGAAGAUCGAACAUCUGGCAAUUUGCAAUGUCAAACUCGAGCAAGCAUUCUUGCAGAAGUACAACAUCCUGAGAGUUGGAAAAGAAUUCAAGAAAUUGAAGCACCGAAGUCUAUGCCAGCCGCUCCAGAACCGACCGUUUAUGCAAAACCGACUUUCACUCAACCUUUGAAAAGUAUGGCUGAUGUGCCGGAAGGAAGUGUUGUUCUUUUAGAAGCAAGAGUUAUACCUGUUAAUGAUCCUAAGCUGCAAAUUCAAUGGUUCCAUAAUAAUGCACCAUUGCAACAGAGUAGCUGGCACACUAUGACUAAUGAUUUUGGAUGUGUCACUUUGCGCAUCUCACCUAUUUAUCCACAUCAUUCUGGUGUCUACUCAUGUAAAGCAGUAAAUGAACAAGGAGCAGCUGUAACAAGUGCAAAUGUCUCUAUCUUGGAUGCGGAUAGUUUGGUGGUGGAUACUCAGCAUCCAGAUUCCUUGAAAAAAAUUCAGGAACUGGAAUCGAUCGAUAAGAAUGUACGUUUGGAAGUACCCGAGCCUGAGUUCGGUAAACCAAAUUGGAUCAAAGCUUUCGAUAACAUUGAUAACUUGCAAGAGGGUGAAAUUGUACACUUAGUUGGAUAUGUGGAACCAGUUGGUGAUCCUAAUUUGAGGAUUGAAUGGUACUUGAAUGGCGCUCCCUUAAAGAACUCAAAUCGAUAUCGUCAUGAAAAUGACUUCGGAAAUAUCACAUUGACAGUUGUCCAUGUUCUUCCGGAAGAUUCUGGCGUAUACACAUGUAAAGCUGUAAAUAAACAUGGUGAAGCUACUACCAGUGCUACAGUGAAAGUUGCUGGUUAUGAAUCAAUCGUACGUGAUACACAACAUCCAGUAUCUUGGGAAAAGAUUCAAAUUCUUGAAACACCAGCAGUAAUUGAAGAGAUUGAGGAAGUGAUCGAAAAAGAAAAACCGCGUUUCCUCACGCAACUCGAAUCAGUAACUGAUAUUCCGGAAGGUGCAAUUGUGCAUUUGGAAGCAACAUUCCAACCUGCUCGUGAUCCUGAUCUUAAGGUAAUCUGGUUACGCAAUGGACAGCCACUUGGUGCUAGUCAGUUGAUAAAGACAACAAGCGAACUAGGCUGGGCGGCUUUGGACAUCAGUGGUGUUAAUCCAGAUCAUAAUGGUGUCUACACACUUAAGAUUAUAAACAGCGAGGGCGAAGCGGCUUCGUCUGCUUCUAUUAAGGUGGCUGGUAUUGGUGACAUUUUACUGGAUACUUCACAUGAAGAGUCGUGGCGUAGAAUUCAAGAAAUUGAAGCGCCGAAGGAAAAGACACCUGAACCACCACCGCCAGUUUAUGAUGCUCCAGCAUUCCAUGAACAAAUUUCUGAUGUUGAAUGCGGUGAAGGUGAACCAUCACACUUCGAGGCGGUCAUUGUACCGACUAAUGAUCCUAAUUUACAAGUUGUAUGGUUUCGUAAUGGACAACCAUUGGCACAUGGCUCGAAAUAUGCAAUUUCACGGGAUUUCGGUUUUUGCACUUUGGAUAUCGGCUAUACAUAUCCUGAGGAUCAAGGUGUAUAUCAGUUACGUUUAACAAACGAAAAUGGUGAGGCAGUUUCCAGUGCUACGUUGAAAUGUCAUCCGAAGGAAGCAAUAUAUGGUGAUACUCAACAUAUGGAGUCAUGGAAACGAAUACAGGAAUUAGAAGCACCGAAAACACCAUUGCCCGAGAUAUCGCCACCUCCGAAAAUAUUACCUCGAUUUCUUACACAUAUUCAAAGCCCUGGCGAUCUCUAUGAAGGACAGCCAGCACACUUUGAAGCUACCAUAGAACCAAUAGAUGAUCCGGAUCUUAAAAUACAGUGGUUCCUGAAUGGAAGCCCAAUAUCGGCAAGCUCACGAGUAAAGAUGAUUAAUGAUUUUGGUUGGAUUAUCAUGGAUAUAAGCACAACAGAAUCAAGAGAUAGCGGUGAAUGGACAUGUGUCGUAUCGAAUGAAGUUGGGGAAGCAAAAAGUGCAGCACCUAUUAAUGUUUUAAGUAAAGAAAGUAUCAUUUUUGAUUCGAUGCAACCGCAAAGUCUUGAAAGAAUUAUGGAAAUAGAAGCUGAGAAACCAGUUCCUGAUGAAGCUCCACCAAAAACUUUUGGUCCACCAAAGAUUACUGUUCAUCUACAAAAGCCGGAAGGUCUUACUGAAGGUGAUAGCACUCACUUAGAAGCUCAAUUCACACCAAUUGAUGAUCCACAUCUUAAAGUAGAAUGGUUCCGUGAUGGUAAACCUUUAUUCCAUGCAAAUCGAUAUAAGAUGGUGCAAGAUUUUGGUUUUGCAAUUCUUGAUAUUCUACAUCUCUUUGCACAGGAUGCCGGUGAAUACACUGUGAAAGUUAUUAAUUCUGCGGGUGAAGCGAGCUCAUCAACUGUUUUAGAAAUUGCAUCCAGAGAAACUCUUCUACUCCAACCUCAGGAUGAAGGUAAGGCAAAAGCAAUUGAACAGCUUGAAUAUAAUUUACACUUGAAACCGGAAGAAAAAGCUAUCGAGGAGCAAAAAACCGUUCCUGUAUUUAUUGAACCACUUUCUGCUCCUACCACAUGUGAGGAAGGGGAUCGUGUUCAUUUUACUGCUCGAUAUGAGCCAUUGAAUGAUAAUCAGUUACAGAUUCACUGGUAUCUGAAUGGGAAACCAUUGAAGACUGGAAGUCGUGUCAAAACAAUCAAUGAUUUUGGUUUUGUUAUCCUGGAGAUAUCACCGUCAUAUCCGGAAGAUUCGGGUGAAUAUACUUGCCGUGCCAUUAACAAGGUUGGUGAAGCGGUAACAAGCACACAACUGAAAUGUAAUCCCAAGCAAACGAUCAUCACGAAGUCACAGCUUCCAAAUAGCAUGUCUGGUGCUUAUAAAAAAAUCAUUGAAAUUGAGGCACCGAAAGCACCGCUUCCUGAGAAGCCUGAGUUUGAUUAUGGAGCACCGAAAUUCUUAACUCAAUUACAGUCACUGACGAAUUUAUCAGAAGGACAGUUAGCGCAUUUGGAAGCACAAGUGGAACCAGUAGGUGAUCCGAAUCUAAAGAUCGAAUGGUUCCAUAAUGGAAAACCUGUUGGACAUACAGCUCGUAUGAAAGCAAUUCAUGAUUUUGGUUUUGUGGUUCUAGAGUUGAUGCCUGCAGAGCCACAAGAUUCGGGAAAAUGGGUAUGUCGUGCAAGCAACAAGAAAGGACAAGCGGAAACAUCAUGCGAUAUGCAGGCAAAGUUUAAAGUUCAAGGUAUGGGUGGUAUUGUUUCCGAUUGGCAAAGUACUGCUGAAGGUAAAAAUCGUAUUGAAAAGCUGGAAGAAUAUAUCCAUCGGCCAAGAGAUGAAUUGGAUCAACCAGUAAGAGAGUUUGACGCACCGUACUUUACUCAAAAUCUCACUGAUCUUGGUCAGAUGAAUGAAGCAGAAGCAACAGCUUUUACUUGUGUGUUGCAACCAAUUGGUGAUUCAUCGCUUCGUAUUGAAUGGCUUCAUAAUGGACAUUCUAUACCUUAUUCAAAUAGGAUCCAUAUGUCAAGUGAUUUUGGUGUCGCUACACUGCUAAUUAAGCAUCUGAUAACCGAAGACAGCGGAGAAUACAAAUGUAUAGCUUAUAAUUCUAAAGGAAAAGCAGAAACUAUUGGUCAUAUUGAAGUUGCAUCUAUCAUUCAAAUUGACGCACCACAAAUAAUUCAACCUCUGGUUGAAAAUAUUGGUGGAGUUGAUCAAGGCGAUUCAAUUCAUAUGGAAUGUCGUGUAUCACCCAUUAAUGAUUCAAAAUUGACAGUUAACUGGUUGAAAGAUGGUAAACCACUCACGGAAGCUUCACGUUUUAAGUCAUUAUGUGAAUUUGGUUUCGUAACGUUGGAUAUUCUGUAUGCACUUCCGGAAGAUAGUGGCGUUUAUGAAUGUGUUGUUAUGAAUGAUAAAGGCCAAGCAUCCACUAAAACUCUUGUUACGAUCCUUUCAAAACCAAGCGUAGAAUUUGCGCCACAAGCACCUGGAGCUAAUAUGGAAAAUCUCGAGAAUCAUUUACGUCAACAUACGCAUGUUGCUUUGGCACUUAGCAAGGACGAUGCCUAUAAUGAAGCUGCAGAGCAACCACCCGAAUUUAAAACUAAGUUAACGAAUAUUGGUGUUGAGGAGAGUGAUUAUUGCCGCUUCGAAACACAAAUUGCACCGAUUAAUGAUCCAUAUAUGAAAGUAGAGUGGUUUAAAGAUGGAAAACCCGUUUUAAUAGGACAUCGCUUCCGUUCAGUGCUAGAUUUUGGAUUCGCAUGCUUAGAUGUCCUCUACGCAUUACCAGACGAUACGGGUGAAUAUACUUGUGUUGCUACGAAUCCUUAUGGGAAAGCAACAACAUCAGCAAAAUUGGCUUGUUCAGGUUCUAAACAUAUUAUCACCGAAAGCCAGCUUCCGCAAGGUGUUCUAGUUUCUGAUGUCAAGAAACUCGGUGAUCAACCGUAUUGGUCUGAACAAAUGAGCGAACAGCAGCGUGGGAAACAGCCACCAAGAUUUACAAUAAAACCCAUGAAUAUACAGGCGGUAGAAAAUGAACCGGCCAGAUUUGAGUGCGCGGUAAUCGGCUAUCCGAAACCAAAAGUUAUUUGGUAUAUAAACGGGAAUCAAGCCAUACAUGGAAGCAGAUAUAAAUUACAUUAUGAUGGAAUUUACUAUUUGACAAUUUCAAAGACUAAAAUAUCAGAUGCUGGUGAAAUUGUUGCAAUUGCAAAAAAUUCGGAGGGUGAGGUACUUGCUUCCGCAAUGUUAGACGUUUAUCAAACCAAGGACUUCCGACAUGUCAAACUAAGGCCGACAUCUUUCAAAACUAUUGAUGAACUGCACGAGAGAGAAGUCAGAUGGCAGAAGGAAGUUCUAGGCUCUCUUGGAGAAGCAUUUGAGAAAGCACCAAAAGCUGAUCAACAAAAAUUGAUGAGGAUUGAACGAUCGAAGACACCUAUCGAACCGCUUGAAAGUGAAGAGCUUAUCGAGAGGUUUACCAGACCUAAAAAUGAACAAUUCUACAACCAACUUACUUAUAUCGAAACAACUCGUCCAACAUUUGAAAGCAUGAAGUUGGAGGAUGUAGCUUUAAAGCCUGGACAUGUUGAGAAAUAUAAGCCAGCAAAAGAAGAGAUGGAACGAGUGGAACUAAGAGCUGCUCCUAAAGUAGAAAAGGAAGCAAUACCUGCUGGUGCUAGCGUACCAAAACCGCAAUGGGCAGUCGACAAAAAGCUUGGCAAUGUUGAAUCACGAUUCCGAAGAUUACCUGAGCAAGAAAAAGAGGUAGUAGUACCGGCGCGUGAUCAGGUGAAAUUUAAAUUGGCGAAACCAAAGCCGGCGGCUGAAUUGCCAUCUGCACAACAUGUGGAAAUUCAAAAAGAGAAAGCAAAAUUGGCAUCUGUAAAACAGAAACCGGAAACAGCUAAGCAGGUAGAAGUUCCAGCAAAAAAUCAGGUACAGAUAAAGCAGAAAUUCCAACCGAAAGUGGUGAAACCAUCAGAAGCAUCAGUUAUCGAGAGUGGUCCUCUGAAAGAAACACCUGCUGUUGUUAAAGGAAAGAUUACAGAAACGACAGUACCGUCGAAGCAUACUGUACUAUAUCAAAUUUGUCGUGAACAUUCUGAGCAUGCAGUUGAAGUGAACUUAGCAGAACAGGAAGAUCUGAUGUCGGAAGAAUAUAUGAAACGUGCAGAAUUCAAUUAUACUAAUCGAAUCCGUGAACGAGUCUUGGGUUUUCGUAUUCUACGACAUAUUGCUCCGCAACCAACUAAAAUGGGACAAACUCAAAAAGUAGCGCCACAAAUCUCUCAACAAUUGAAACCAGUACAAGCUGAAAUUGGACGUCAGGCACAGUUCAAUGUGUUAUUUAAUGGUGAUGAACCUAUUACAAUAAAGUGGUUCCGGAACGGUAAAGAAAUCAAACCAAGUUUCGAAUUUCAGAUCGAUACCACACCAAAUAGUUCAACCUUGACAGUCGGGAAGUUAAAAGUUGACCAUGAUGGUCAGUAUAUGUGUCGCGUAACAAAUGUUGCGGGUACACAAGAAUCGAUGGCUAAUUUGGUCGUUCUUCCACCAGCUGGACAUGGGACAGCACCGAAUUUCACGCAGCGAAUGACCGAUGUCCGAGUUCAACAAAAUGCUUCGUCCCAGUUCAGAUGCAUCGUUACUGGCAAUCCAGAACCAAUUGCUAGUUGGUUCAAAGAUAGUAAGCCACUACCAAAUGAUGCACGUUAUCAGAUUAUCAGUGAGGGUAAUGAACGCUUGUUAAUAAUUUCUGACAUAUUACCGCAGGAUGCAGGUAUCUAUGAAUGCGUUAUAAAGAAUAGCGCUGGUGAAGCUAGAUGUAAAGCUCGUCUUAAUAUCAUACUGGCAAAAACCGGAAAAGGAGCUGAAGUUGGACCACGAUUAGAGGCACCUCGAUUCCAGUCCCAAAUACAACCUGUUAUAGUCAAUGAAGGAGCACCAGCUGAGUUUAAAGCAAGCUAUACCGGUUUUCCUGAACCAAUGAUUCGAUGGUAUCGUAAUAAUGAGCCAAUCAAGAAGACGAAAUAUUUCGAAAUGAGUCAAGGCAAAGGUGAGGCAAUGUUGCGCAUUACGAAGUGUUACCAGGAUGAUGUGGCAGAGUAUAAAUGUGAAGCAACAAAUCCGGCUGGUAAAGCAACAAGUGUCGCCAAUUUGCUUUUACAACCAAAAAGUGGCGUUGUAACGCGACCGACAAUUGCAGCAUCUUCUUCUGCAUCUGGAAAUGUACCAAACAGUGCUAUUUCUGAUAGUACUCAAUUGAGGAAAAAAGCACCAUCUUCUGGUGUACCGCAAUUUAUUUCAAAACUUUCAGACAUAACCGCUCGAGCAGGACAUACAGUAAAGUUUCUUGCCGAAAUAUCAGGUAACCCACAACCAAGUGUUGCAUGGCAAUUUAAUGGAAAACCACUUUAUGAUGGACGCAAUCAUAAGAUAUCAUUAACUGGUAACAAAGCAGUUCUGGAGUUGCAACGAAUUUCAGAAGCAGAAGCUGGUGACUAUAUGAUAACAAUUCGCAAUACUUUAGGCGCUGCUCAGAGCCAAGCAAAACUUAAGAUUCAGUUACGAUAG
This is a messenger RNA of Acanthocheilonema viteae, 12957 nucleotides long. Lineage: Eukaryota; Metazoa; Nematoda; Chromadorea; Rhabditida; Onchocercidae. The record is from the annotation of a GenBank genome assembly.